CCGCUUUGCGCACGGGCCGCGCGAGGGGCGGGGAGGGCUGCUCCCGGGGCUGCACGCUGGGCCCGGGAGGGGUCCGCCCCCGCACCGGUCCGAGUUGAGCACCCUGCGGGCCGCUAACCGCGCGGCACCCUAAGGACGCCGCGCUCGGUGCGCCGAGAGACCCGGGGCCGCCCGUCUGGGGGCGGGGGCCACGCUGCGGGGCCGCCCACGCCGCGCUCCAGGAGCUGGGGCUGGCAGGAUGGGUGUUUGGACAUGCUGAUCUCCCCUCAAGACAGCCUGCUGGCAUCCUGGUCAUGGAGGACUGCAACAUGCACUCAGCUGCCAGCAUCCUGGCCUCGGUGAAAGAGCAGGAGGCCCGCUUUGAGCGACUGACGCGAGCUCUGGAGCAGGAGCGGCGCCAUGUUGCCCUGCAGCUGGAGCGUGCCCAGCAGCCCAGCAUGGGCAGUGGUGGUAUGGGCAGUGGGCAGCCCCUGCCAAUGGCCUGGCAACAGCUGGUCCUGCAGGAGCAGAGCCCGGGCAGCCAGGCCUCACUGGCCACAAUGCCAGAGGCGCCCGAGGUGCUGGAGGAGACCGUGACAGUAGAGGAGGACCCUGGCACCCCUACCUCCCAUGUGUCCAUUGUCACAUCAGAAGAUGGCACGACUCGGCGCACUGAGACCAAGGUCACCAAGACGGUCAAGACAGUGACUACGAGGACAGUGCGCCAAGUACCCGUAGGCCCAGAUGGCCUACCCCUGCUGGAUGGAGGCCCCCCGCUAGGCCCCUUUGCAGAUGGCCCGCUGGACCGGCACUUCCUGUUGCGCGGGGGCGGUCCGGCAGCCACACUUUCCCGCGCCUACCUCAGCAGUGCGGGCAGCUUUACCGAUGGCCCUGAGCCCCGUGAUGUCCCCAGCUAUGGCAGUCUCUCCCGGGGGCUGGGUGUGCGGCCCACACGUGGCCCCCUUGGCCCAGGCCCCGUCGAUGGCUGCUUCACACUGCCUGGCCGACGUGAGGCCUUCCCUGCAGGCCCUGAGCCUGUGCCGCCAGCUGGUCGCUCCCAGCCGGAGCGCUUCCAGGCAGAGCCAUACGGCUUAGAGGAUGACACCCGCAGUCUGGCUGCUGACGAUGAGGGUGGCCCGGAGCUGGAGCCUGACUACGGUACUGCCACAAGGAGGAGGCCUGAGUGUGGGCGUGGCCUUCGAACCAGGCCCUAUGAGGAUGUGGCAGAUGAUGGCGGUGAGCUGAUGGAGGAGCGGCCCCCGUUUCCAGCUGCGACGGCCCCCCUGGCCCAGCCGGAACGGGGCAGCCUGGGCAGUCUGGACAGAGUGGUACGGCGGUCGCCCUCAGUCGACAGUGCCCGUAAGGAGCCGCGUUGGCGGGACCCCGAGCUGCCAGAGGUCUUGGCUAUGCUGCGACACCCCGUGGACCCUGUGAAAGCCAAUGCGGCUGCCUACCUGCAGCACCUGUGCUUCGAGAAUGAAGGCGUCAAGCGACGCGUGCGGCAGCUGCGGGGCCUGCCCUUGCUCGUGGCUCUGCUGGACCACCCGAGGGCAGAGGUGCGGCGGCGGGCCUGUGGGGCACUGCGGAACCUCUCUUAUGGCCGGGACACGGACAACAAGGCUGCCAUCCGGGACUGCGGUGGUGUGCCUGCCCUGGUGCGCCUGCUGCGGGCUGCCCGGGAUAACGAGGUCCGAGAGCUCGUCACCGGCACACUCUGGAACCUGUCAUCCUAUGAGCCCCUGAAGAUGGUCAUCAUUGACCACGGCCUGCAGACGCUGACCCACGAGGUCAUUGUGCCCCACUCGGGCUGGGAGCGCGAGCCCAAUGAGGAUUCCAAGCCAAGGGAUGCUGAGUGGACGACAGUCUUCAAGAACACAUCGGGCUGCUUGAGGUGUGGGAACGUGAGUUCGGAUGGCGCAGAGGCCCGGCGGCGGCUCCGGGAAUGUGAGGGGCUGGUGGAUGCCCUGUUGCACGCCUUGCAGUCCGCAGUGGGCAGAAAGGACACGGACAACAAGUCGGUGGAGAACUGUGUGUGUAUCAUGCGGAACCUGUCCUACCACGUGCACAAGGAGGUGCCUGGGGCCGACAGGUACCAGGAGGCUGAGCCAGGGCCCCCGGGCGGUGCUGCGGGUUCUCAGCGCCGGAGGAGGGAUGACGCCGGCUGUUUCGGUGGCAAGAAGGCCAAAGAGGAGUGGUUCCACCAAGGGAAGAAGGAUGGUGACAUGGACCGGAACUUUGACACACUGGACCUUCCCAAGCGAACCGAGGCUGCCAAAGGCUUUGAGCUGCUGUAUCAGCCCGAGGUGGUACGUCUCUACCUCUCCCUCCUCACGGAGAGCCGGAACUUUAACACCCUGGAGGCUGCCGCUGGCGCCCUACAGAACCUCAGCGCUGGCAACUGGAUGUGGGCCACCUACAUCCGUGCCACGGUGCGCAAGGAACGUGGCCUUCCGGUGCUCGUGGAGCUGCUGCAGUCCGAGACUGACAAGGUGGUGCGUGCUGUCGCCAUCGCCCUACGCAACCUUUCCCUGGACCGGCGCAACAAGGACCUCAUUGGGAGCUACGCCAUGGCGGAGCUGGUGCGGAACGUGCGCAAUGCACAGACUCCGCCACGACCGGGUGCCCGCCUGGAGGAGGACACGGUGGUGGCCGUGCUCAACACCAUCCAUGAGAUCGUGUCCGACAGCCUGGACAAUGCGCGCUCACUGCUACAGGCCCGAGGGGUGCCAGCGCUGGUAGCACUUGGCGCUGCCAGCCAAUCGGUGCGCGAAGCGAAGGCCGCCUCCCACGUGCUGCAGACUGUGUGGAGCUACAAGGAGCUGCGCGGUGCCCUACAGAAGGAUGGCUGGACAAAGGCACGCUUCCAGUCAGCCACUGCUACUGCUAAGGGACCCAAAGGAGCACCGAGUCCUGGAGGCUUUGAUGACAGCACCCUGCCACUGGUGGACAAGAGCUUUGAUGGUGAGAAGCCAGGCAGCCGGGACGUGAUCCCCAUGGAGGCACUUGGCCCAGAUGGAUACUCCACUGUGGACCGGAGGGAGCGGAGGGCUCGAGGUAGUGACCCUGCAGGGGAAGCCUCUGAGAAGGAACCGUUGAAAGGAUCUGAUCAUGGGAAGAAGGGAACUCCAGGGCUGGCCCUCACAGAACCUGCUGUGGAGCUUGGAGCCCCCUGGCGGCAGGGGUUGGCAGCGCCUCUCACCCAGGAGCCAGGGCCGGAAAUUCUGGACAUGCCUCCCUUCCUGCCCCUCGUUCCCUCCCUCCUAACUCCCUAGGCUGAGUUAGCUGUUUACUGACAUGGUGCUGUGUGCGAGUGAGAGAGAGAAAGAAAGCCAGUGGAGCUGCCAGGAUGGGGCCCAGGGAAGCGGCAGGACAAGGCACCUGGCUUUGCUCUGGGGCUGGUGGUGUAGGAGCCUGUGCUCCUGUGUGUGCAGGGCCCCAGAGGAGCCUGGCGGCGGGCCCUGAGAGCAGGCAGUGGGGAAGGGAGGAGGGGGCUCAGAGAAGGAGUUUGACUCUGGAAGGUAGACAGGAUCUGCUGGGCUGUGUCCCACCCUGCAUGGCAGGCAGACCAUGGUGGGGAGGGGGUGGUGCUAGCCCAUACAGAGAGGCUUUGGAGGUAGCAAGAUGGGGGUCAGGCUGUGCUUGCCCCCCACCCUGCCCUUGGCUCCAUGGCACCCCAGUGUAGCAGGAGCUUCCCUGAGCGGCUCUGGCCUGGCCGUGGAUGCUGAGCCCUGUCUGCUGGAGCCCCAAGUCACAGCUCUGGGACUGACCUUCGGCAGCAAUGGGGAACUGCUGCCUAGUGCCUGCUGUUCGGGACUUAAACACAGAAGAAAAACACUGACAAAAAGCAUUAAAAAUGAAACCAAAAUAAGACUGUAUUGGUAAACACCUAAAUUUUUGUAAGAAAAUUUAAAAAUUAAAAAAAGCAACAAAGGAA
Molecule: messenger RNA, 3913 nt
Organism: Mustela lutreola (European mink)
Lineage: Eukaryota; Metazoa; Chordata; Mammalia; Carnivora; Mustelidae
Gene: ARVCF
Product: ARVCF delta catenin family member
Exons: 19
Coding region: 294-3251 (985 amino acids)
Biological process (GO): cell-cell adhesion; cell-cell junction assembly
Cellular component (GO): adherens junction; plasma membrane; nucleus
Molecular function (GO): cadherin binding
Source: RefSeq, a predicted model, not a curated record